Messenger RNA from Vitrella brassicaformis, 1486 nucleotides. The record is from the annotation of a GenBank genome assembly. Lineage: Eukaryota; Vitrellaceae.
GUCAGUCUUUCGGCAACGUCCUGUACGAUCACCCACCCACCGACACGUGUCGCACGCUCUCCGAGAAAUGAUGUGUGCGUGCGUUGAGUGACCCCUCCCCUAUCCAAGCAGCAUGCACUGACAAAUAGCCACCCUCAUGGAUGCCAUCAUGGCAGUCAUCCCGCCAUUGGCGCACACGCACACGCGCACAAACGCACAGCCAAGGAGGCUCUUCGAGCCAUUAUCCUGGCGUCGUCUUCAUUCGUUCGUUGAUUCAUUCGUCAGUGCCGUCUGGCAGUGGUGGUCUCAGCAGCAGAUAGAGCGAUGGCGAAAUGAGGGGAACUGCCCAGAAGGCACCCACUCGCAAGACAUCGGAGGGCUUCCACACCUCUUUGCCGGACUGCUCGUCGACCGACGGGCCCCAUCCACGCCGCUUCAUGUCCUCGAUGAGCGGGUCCAGGAACACCAGCCACAGGAUCACAAAGUCGAUCGAUGAAGCUGCAGCACACAUCCGAUCGAUGAAGUACAUACAGGUGUUAUUGUGAGGCGUCAUCACUGACCAUUUACAAGUCGCUGCGUGAAGAAUGCCUCCUUGUAAUCCUGCCAGAGUGCCGGGAGGGUCUGCAGCCCCUCGCCUGACAGCAGCCCGCCGAGUCCCCCACCGACGCCGCUCACCACCAGCCACACCGACGCCGCCAAGAUGGCGGCGCUGGUGCCCUUGAACUCAAGCAGCCUCCCGAACCAGCCGAGAGACGAACGACCCACCGAGGACCUGAUUGGAAACGCCAUACACCCCAGUUUUUUCUUUCUUUUUCAUCGAUGUUUUCAUGUGUCGCCUCGCCUGCAUACACACCUCACCUGUACUCUCUUAUUGCCACAUAUGGCCCGAUGCCGCCAUAGCCCAGGAACUCGCUGAGAAGGAAGUAGGGGACCAGGCUCGUGCCGGCCCGCUCGAGGAAUGCCGGAAGGCGCACCGGCAGCCACGAUGGGACAGGUUGGUCUCGGGAGCCGGGCACCAGCACCGACGCGUAGAUCAAGGGAACCACGCCCAAAGAGUUGAAGUACGCCGCGAUGAGUCGGUUGACGGGGGGGUCGAGUGGCGAGGCGAUGAGGCCCUUGAUGAGCUCUGCAUUCUUGUCUGGCGCCUCAUUAGGGCCAAGGAACAGGCCGACAGCGAGGAAUGCGGCCCACACGGCGAAACAGAUGCCGGUGCGGAUGAGAGUCUUGGUGUCUGUUGUUGCCGGUGGCGCAGCUGCUGCAGAGGGCUGUGGGCGAGCGCUGACCCUUGUGGGAGAUGAUGCACCCGCGCGAUGAAGAGUGGGAGAUGAUGCAGGGCCAGAUCUGGCAGGCAAACUGGGACGUUUUAGUGCAGGCUGCGGCAGGAAUGCGUCCGCUGAGUUGUAGAGCAGCAGGCUAGUCAGGAAAAGGGCUCUCAUCUCUUUCUCCUCGCGCCUGUCUGCAAGCUUCUGAUGAGGCUGUAGUUGGUUUUCUUGUGCUCUGCUCAGAC